Messenger RNA from Cucurbita pepo subsp. pepo (vegetable marrow), 1104 nucleotides. Lineage: Eukaryota; Viridiplantae; Streptophyta; Magnoliopsida; Cucurbitales; Cucurbitaceae. The record is from RefSeq and is a predicted model, not a curated record.
AUGCUCACUGAAAAUCAUCAACUCAACGUUAUUUUCCUUCCAUUUGUCAGCCAUGGCCAUCUGAUCCCCAUGGUCGACGUCCCCCAUCUCUUCGCCAAGCUCAGCGUUGCUGUCACCAUCAUCACCACCGUCGCCAAUGCCGCCCUCUUCCACAGCAAAAUCCACCGCCACUCCAUGUCGGGCUGCCAUAUCCGCAUCCACACAAUUCCAUGGCCUGCCCUAGAGACACGAGGCGGUGGUUGCAUCAUUGCCGACACCUUUUACCCUCGGACGACAGAGGUUGCCGCCGAGCUUGGAAUCCCACGGCUUGCUUUCAACGGCUCCGGUUUCUUUGCUUACUGUGGUGAGCAAUGUGUUAAAGAACACAAGCCUCAUCUUGAAGUGCAAUCCGACGAUGAUAAGUUCCAACUUCCGGGGUUGCCAGAUUCUUUAGAGAUGAGGAGGUCUGAGUUGCCAAGUUGGAUCACCAACCCCGAUGAAUUCUCACAGUUUCUUGGUGGCUGUAAGGAAUCAGAGAAACGAUGUUAUGGAAUGUUGAUGAACAGCUUUUAUGAAUUGGAAAAUCCGUAUGAACAACACUUCAAUAAGUGUUCUCGCUGGAAUUCUUUCCCUUCUACAAUCGAUAUGAGACCCCGUAAUCUACCCUCUUUAGGGCCCAGUAUCCUACUCGGACACCGCCUCUUGUCCACCCCCUUUGGGGCUAAACCUCCUUGGCACUCGUUCCCUUCUUCAAUUCUAGAAGGUGUAAGCUCAGGCUUGCCAAUGAUCACAUGGCCAAUGUCUGCCGAGCAAUUUUACAACGAGAAGUUGUUGAUUGAUGUGCUGAAGAUUGGGGUCGGAGUUGGAUCCAGAAAGUGGUGGAAUUUGGGAGAACACAGAUCACAAGAGAUGGUUACGAGGGAAGAUAUUGGAAAGGCUGUGGCUUUGUUGAUGGGUACAAGCGGUGAGGCAGAGGAGAUGAGGAAGAGGGCUAGAAACAUGGGAGAGGCAGCAAAGAGAGCUGUGAGUUGUGGUGGUUCGUCUCAUAUGAACUUGGUCUCUUUGGUUAAUGACCUUCAAACAAUGAAGCUUAGCCGCGAGAGCAAUAGCCAUAUGGUAUUGUAA